Messenger RNA from Armigeres subalbatus, 808 nucleotides. RefSeq lists its product as uncharacterized. The transcript is spliced from 2 exons. Bases 152 to 526 code for a protein of 124 amino acids. Lineage: Eukaryota; Metazoa; Arthropoda; Insecta; Diptera; Culicidae. The record is from RefSeq and is a predicted model, not a curated record.
UUGAGUGCACGAUGUGAAAAUAAAUUUCAUUCCGGAAAGUUAUUUUGUUUUCUUGUUUCGUCGGUGUGUCAAAAUCAUAAACAACGACAUUUACGAAACAUUCACCGAUACGGAGCGUCUGAUUGGAGAUGUCGGAUCAAAUCCGGUCAUAAUGAAUCCAACCAACAUCAUCUUCGAUGGUCCGCCAUUUAGACGAACAUGGAACACUGGUUGGAUGGGGUCUCGAUACAGGGCAAGCCAAGAUCCUGGACGAAUGAAAAAGUCCCAAGCAAAUCCACAAUCAAAACAACAGUCCUCCUUUCCACUCAUCAAACCAGAAGGCAACAUAUUUUUGGUGCCCCUCCAUCGUUUUGCUGAAAUGGGAUCGAAGCGGAAAGCUAGAGCUCGGCUCGGUCGGUUGACCGACAAAAGCGCAAGGAGCAUAACGCCAACACCAUCCAGUGGAAGCAGCAAACGACCGCUUCGUAAACGAAUGCCUUUUUGGAAAAGUUGCGAUGGGACCGCCGCGGAAAAUUCCAAAUCAUAAGCAGACGAAGACUGCAGCUCAAGAAUGUAAUGAAGGUGUUACUGAUCUCCGACACGACUCCGAAUAAAUCUAACCACAGCACUCAAUCGUGGGUCAUCUGAGCGACCCGCACGUAAUUUUCUGGUUGGCGUUUGAUCGCUUUUCGCAGCUUUUCAUAGCACCACUGUACCACCACCGCUACUACCACCCAGAUCAGUCAAUCACACCAUGUACAAUACUAUGUAGCACUUGUCGCUUAAAUUAAACAUAGUGUGGAACAUAUGCCUAGUACCAAUUGCACUU